GCAGCAGCAGCAGCAGCAGCAGCGACUUGACACUCUUUUCGCUCGUAUAAUAAUUUACGAUGUGCACGCCGCCCGCGCGAUACCACCGUGACGACGACGCCACGGCGCACAGUGAGCGCUCCCUUUUCCCCUCGGUGUAACAUGUGAAAAACAAUAACUAUGGCGUAUUCCGUGAAUAUCUCUAUAGAAGCGCCGAUCGAGAACCAAAUACAAGAAAUCUCUUACGAUGGACAAGAGAUAUAUCAAGCGCCUCUUACAUUGUCAGAGAACUUGGCAAAGAUUGCUCAAAAGAUUGACUUUAGCAAAACAAACGGUGAUGAAAUAAGCAAGGAACAAUUGGAGGGUGGUGAAAAGAGUGAAGAGGAUCCAAAAGAUUCAGCCUCGUUCCAAUCCUCCUUGUGGCCAUGGGAUAGCAUUAGGAAUAAAUUAAGGAGUGCAUUGACAGAAGUUUGUGUAUUAGCUGAUGUUCUCGCGAUAGCAAAAGAAAAAAAUUAUAUGGUGCUAGAUCCAGUACCUCAAGAUCCAGUUGAAGUAAAGCCUAUGAUGCAAGUGUAUGCUAGGAAGAAGGCACUCACAGGGGCUGCAAAUCUUAUUAUUCAUGGUGCCCAAAGACUACAGAAUAGUCAAGCUGAAUUAACCAAAAAUAGAUCCACUCCUGACUUUCAUAUUGAGUUAUUAAGGUUACGGCAAAAUUGGCGCCUGAAGAAAGUGGCAAAUUCUAUUAUUGGUGAUCUCAGUUAUCGAACUGCUGGUUCAAAGUAUACACAAACAGGCAUGUUUGAAGUUACUAAGGCUGAGGAUGAGGAAAGAAGUAAUAAUAGCCCGCCAGCAUCUCCUAAUGCUGGUGGCAGUACAUCAGGGCAGCCUCAUGGUCCCUCAAAUUCAAAAGCUUCUGCAUUGCGCGUGACUAUACCUAGUGAACUUCAAGGUGUAGCUUAUAUUGAAGUGUUGUGUCAGAAAGAUCAAGAAGAUCUGUGCAGUGCGAAUAUAAGUCUGCUUAAUAGCAGCACCAAUAGUUCAAACGCAGACAUGCAUUGGCAACAGAAAUUAGAAGCAGCGCAGAAUGUGUUGUUUUGCAAAGAGUUGUUUAGUCAAUUAGCGCGGGAAGCUGUACAUUUACGCGCGCCUAUACCUCAUAUGGUUGUAGGAAAUCAAAUAAUGGCUACGGUACUUCCCGGAAUUCAAUUAAUAAUCGGCCUGUGCCAUAGCACAGGCAACGACAAGAAACACACGGCUCCAUCGCCGCACAAAACUGAUCACGACCACGUAUUGGAGCAUUCCUUACAUCAAUUGCUGCGCGAAGUACAUCACAAGAACACACACCAUCCAUUGCCGCAUCCUUCUUCGGGGCCGCUCGGCCCCAGCAAACGUAGAUGCUUAGCUGGCCCCACCGCAGCCGAUAGAUACGAGCUCCUGGAAAUGGCGAAAAGUCAAACGUUACUAGAACAGAUUAUUCAACAGGCGCAGCAUUUCUUCAUGCGUUUACGUACCGAAUAUGUACUAGACACGAUAGCGAAGGAGGUGAAAGAUCCUCUCAUCGUUUCGCAUUGGAAUGCGCUCAAUUCGCCGACGCAAUCCUGCGUGAAGAUCAAUAUUCUCACGCACGGCUACGACAGUGUGUGCCGAACAUCGCUAGUCGUCCAUGUCGGAGAGAAGUCGUUGAAAUGUAUUUGCCGCGAUGGUAGGGUUAUGCAUAUGAGCUAUGAGCCUCAGGAGCUGAGGGAUCUAAUUUUCUGUCAGAUUUAUCAGCAUCAGAUUACCGCGGUGCAAGCUUUGGCCAAAUGUAUGGGCUGGCAGUUCUUAGCGAAUAGUUCUCACCUUGGCGUGGGUUCAGUGGAGCCUCUAGGAAAUGCCAGCAGUUGUAUUUUAGCCUCGCCGAUUGGAGACAGAAUGAUAGCUGUGCGAUGUGAGCCGCAAACCGGCGUGCAAGUCUCCAUCGCUCACUCUCCUCGAAAAGAUUUCUUCCCGGGCCAACUUGUCCGAGAGAGGAAGUGGGAAAACUUGGGUGGCUCUUUCAAGGAGGUCAGAUGGGACAAGAUGGAGGGAAAAAAUUUUCUUAACAAAAUGGAGCUACUUAUGGCUUCUUUAACGAGUUCUUAAGUAAUGCGAAAUUAUCGGCAAGGAGCAAUUAUUUUCAAAAUGAUAUUCGUAAUAAUCUUGUUUUUAGAAUAGUUUAAUUUCCCCGUAGGAAAUACAAGACGUUUUAUGAUAAUGAAACGUAUUUUUUGAUUUUAUCAAGAAUGUUUUCUCCUUUUGAGAAAGGAUAUGUAUACAAUCGUAAUCAAUUCCUCUGCCUCCUUUAACAAUUACUUAUCAGUUAUUCUUAGGCUGCUAUUACGAGACUUAUGACUGUGAUUUGUGAUAAUUUGCAGUUGUCCUUAUACAUACUUUAAGAACAAGAACAAUGAAGAUAUCAAAAUUUUCUAAAAUUGUUAAAAAUUGUACUGAUAACUCGAAGGCGUAUGAAAACGCAAAGCCUAGGCAGUAUUUUGAUAUUAUUUUUCAUUUUGAGCUCAUUCGAAACUAAUAUAUAUAUAUAUAUAUAUAUAUAUAUCUACAGCUGCAACUUACAAUGAACCAAUAAUAGCAAUAAUAACCGAAUUACCAUUAUACAUCAUAAUUAUACAUAUUUUGCAUUUACGAAAAGAGAGAGCGGGAUAACAGUGAUUUAUAUAGCGAGGUUGUAAGAAAGUUGGUUUUAUUUGACUGUCAGAUGAAAUGCAAAUGUGAAUUGGAUAAUAAACGAUUGCAAGUUG
Molecule: messenger RNA, 2756 nt
Organism: Harpegnathos saltator (Jerdon's jumping ant)
Lineage: Eukaryota; Metazoa; Arthropoda; Insecta; Hymenoptera; Formicidae
Gene: MED17
Product: mediator complex subunit 17
Exons: 9
Coding region: 160-2100 (646 amino acids)
Biological process (GO): regulation of transcription by RNA polymerase II
Cellular component (GO): mediator complex; core mediator complex
Molecular function (GO): transcription coregulator activity
Source: RefSeq, a predicted model, not a curated record